UCACUAUUUUAUUCGACCUAAUUCUUCUGCAAAUCUUCUGAUAAAACACUCACUCCACUCCCUCUUUUCUCCUCCUUACCCAUCCAUCCCUCCCUCCAUUCAAUAAUUCACCACAUUUUUUCCCUUUUCCUCACACCAAAACCAAAACACACUUCUAUAUAUAUUGAGUGAGAGCGAUGGACAUCGACUUGAUGAAGAACGGCGGCGGCCAAGAUGAAAUGGAAAUGAUGCUGAUGCAGAUGGAGAACGGCGUCACCGAGCUUCCCAUAAUCGACUUCCAAAAUCAAGUCAAUAAUUUCCAAAACCUAAAUUCUUCUUCUUCCUCGCCGCCGCCGGCGAGCUCGAUAUCGUUUGCGGGGGAGGCGGGGCAGAAGAGGGGGUCAAUGGCGGCGAUGAGGGAGAUGAUAUUCAGGAUAGCGGCAAUGCAGCCGAUCCACAUCGACCCGGAGUCGGUGAGGCCGCCGAAGCGGCGGAACGUGAGGAUAUCGACGGAUCCGCAGAGCGUGGCGGCGCGCCACCGCCGGGAGAGGAUCAGCGAGCGGAUCAGGAUCCUGCAGAGACUGGUGCCCGGCGGGACCAAGAUGGACACGGCGUCGAUGCUGGACGAGGCCAUCCACUACGUCAAGUUCUUGAAGAAUCAGGUGCAGUCGCUCGAGCGGGUCGCAGCGAAUCGCCCCGGGGUGGGGUUCCCGGUGCCCAUGACGAGCAGGAGCUAUUUCCCCGUGCCGGGGAAGGGAUACCAUCAGGCGGCGGCGAACGUUCAGCAUCUCUGAAAUUGAUGAGUUUGAUUUUAAUUUUCUAAUUAAUUUGCUUGAUUGUUGUAAAGAAAGAAGCCUCUUUCGUUAUUAUUGCCAAAUUAUAUGUCAUGCAUGUGAAA
Messenger RNA from Salvia splendens (bonfire salvia), 877 nucleotides. RefSeq names its product transcription factor HEC2. Gene Ontology annotation, molecular function: DNA-binding transcription factor activity; protein dimerization activity. The record is from RefSeq and is a predicted model, not a curated record. The coding region runs from base 177 to 773 and encodes 198 amino acids. The transcript has a single exon. NCBI's taxonomy places the organism in Eukaryota, Viridiplantae, Streptophyta, Magnoliopsida, Lamiales, Lamiaceae. Gene Ontology annotation, biological process: regulation of DNA-templated transcription.